Arabis nemorensis is the source of this 528-nucleotide messenger RNA. The record is from the annotation of a GenBank genome assembly. NCBI's taxonomy places the organism in Eukaryota, Viridiplantae, Streptophyta, Magnoliopsida, Brassicales, Brassicaceae.
AUGGAUCAUUUCAGUCUUUGUAGCCAAAACCCUAAUUCACCGCCGACCACUUCCUCAUCCUCUUCCUCUUUCCAUGGCCACAAGGACAAAACCGAAAACACGAAACGGUCAACCUCCACGUUAUCGACGGAUCCACAGAGCGUGGCGGCGCGUGAGAGACGUCACAGAAUCAGCGACCGAUUCAAGAUUCUACAGAGCAUGGUCCCUGGUGGUGCGAAGAUGGACACAGUUUCUAUGCUCGACGAAGCCAUUAGAUAUGUCAAGUUCUUGAAAGCUCAGAUCUGGUUUCAUCACAAUAUGCUUCUCCUAUUAAACGACCAAGAAACUACGUCGUCUUGUAGUUACUCUCCUUCCGGCGUCGGAGAAUUUGAUCCAAGACUCUUUGGUUGUGAUGAAGAUUAUGUCCCUGUAACGGAGACGUAUUCACAAGGCAUGCCACUUCUGUUUACGGACUCGGAGUAUUCGAUGUUGUUUGGUUCGGCUGUUGAUGAGCAAGAAGAAACCAUGCAUCGACGUGGCUUGUUUUAG